Micromonas commoda is the source of this 1386-nucleotide messenger RNA. Its product is annotated as major facilitator superfamily. Gene Ontology annotation, biological process: transmembrane transport. Gene Ontology annotation, cellular component: membrane. Gene Ontology annotation, molecular function: transmembrane transporter activity. The coding region runs from base 1 to 1386 and encodes 461 amino acids. The record is from RefSeq and is a predicted model, not a curated record. Lineage: Eukaryota; Viridiplantae; Chlorophyta; Mamiellophyceae; Mamiellales; Mamiellaceae. The transcript is spliced from 2 exons.
AUGAGCAAGCGGGAGAAGUGGUACACGGUGGGCCUGCUGACGCUCACCGCGGCGAUGCUGUACGCGGAUCAGAACCUCCUGGCGCCCAACCUGAGCCAGGCGGCCGAGGAGUUCGGCUUCUCCGAGCGCGAGAAGGACGUCAAGCUCGGCGGGUGGCUCCAGCUCGCGUUCUUCGUCGUGGGUUCUCCCGCCUCGCUCGUCAUCGGCUGGCUCGCGGACAAGCCCAUCCCGCGGACGCGCCUGUUCUUCCUCACCGUCCUCAUCGGCGAAGGCCCGUGCCUCGCCACGUACUGGGUGAAGACGUACUGGCAGCUCUUCGCCGUCAGGGCCAUGACCGGCGUCGCGGUCGGCGGGUGCCUGCCGCUCCUCUUCUCCCUCUGCGGCGACCUUUUCCCGCCCGAGGAACGCGCGUACGUGGCCUCCUUCCUCACCAUCGCCACCGGCGCGGGGAUCGCGUUGGGGCAGAUCAUGGCGGGAACGGUCGGGCCGACGUACGGGUGGAGGCUGCCCUUCCUGCUCGCGGCGGCGCCCGCGAUAUGCCUCGCGGGGAUCCUCUACGCGACGGUUAAAGAACCACGGCGCGGGUCGCAGGAGGAGGCGGUGCGAGCGAGGAGCGAGGAGCUUCGGAGGAGCGAGAGAGGCGGACACAGGCGGGCGGCGGCCACGUACGGCAGCAUUGACCUCGCGAAGCUCCGGAGGCAGCUCAAGAUCCGGAGUAACCUCGUGAUCCUCGCGCAAGGGCUACCCGGCACCGUGCCGUGGGGUAUGCUCAACGCGUACUUCGUCGACUACCUCCACGUGCAAAAGGGACUGAGCGUCGAGGAGGGAACCGCGGCGGUGACGCUGUUCGGCCUGGGCGCCGUGAUCGGCACCGUCACCGGCGGGAUCAUCGGCCAGCGGAUAUACAACUCCCCGGGCGGCAGGUCGAGGAUCGCGCUCGUCAUGGGCGUCACCACCGCGUUGGGGUCCAUUCCGGGGUAUUACUUUCUCAACGCCGACGGGUACGGUCCGGGCGACGUGUGGCUCUACCUCUCGUGCCUUGUCGGCGGGAUCCUGGCGUCCGUCACCCCGCCCAACGUCCGCGCGGUGCUUCUCAACGUCAACCCGCCGGAGACCCGCGGGACGAUGUUCGCGUUCUACACGCAGAUCGACGACGUGGGUAAAGGCGCGGGGCCCGCGCUCGUGGCGGGUUUCAUCGUGGAAUUUGGGCGGCGAAUCGCGUUCAACAUCGCGGUCAGCGGCUGGCUCCUGUGCGGCGCCAUCCUGCUCUGCCUGUACCCGUUCGUGGACAGGGACGUGGAGAAUGCGCAGGAGGCUGUGCGGGAGGAGUUGGACGCGGAGGAGGCUGCGUUCAACGCGGCGACGGCGGAGGAGGGGCGAACGUGA